AUGGUUCCCAACGAACUUAGACAAACUACAACCAAAAAAUUCGUCCUACCAUCGGUGGUGACCGUAAUUAUUGCGCUCUUAAUGUAUUGGAUAUGGUCUAAUAAAACACCAGAUGCAUGCAAUUUAACUGGAGUUUUCCAACGUGAUUUCAACAUAUAUUACGGUCUUAUGGGUGUUAGCAAUCCGUUACUGAUCCGUAGUGCAGAGCAAUCUAAUACUGCCAACAGCGAAUGUCGUGUGUUUUAUGAUGCGAUGAAUAUUUUACCACCUGAUAAUACUGCAUCGAUUGAGUCAAGAAUAAUUCUGGCAGCCCGAGGUGCUGGUAAAACACAGAUUAGACAAUGUGUACUCUCUCGGCUUCCUCUCGAGAAGCAUAUGCUGGUGAAAAUCUAUGGAGUAGAUAUUACAACUUAUUUAGAUAACUUCAUUAAAAAUACCCACUCCAAUGAUACUAAACAUGGUUUUGAACAGAUUCGUAACCUUUGGUCAACGUAA
Molecule: messenger RNA, 495 nt
Organism: Adineta ricciae
Lineage: Eukaryota; Metazoa; Rotifera; Eurotatoria; Adinetida; Adinetidae
Source: the annotation of a GenBank genome assembly